This is a messenger RNA of Lipotes vexillifer (Yangtze River dolphin), 3755 nucleotides long. It is a transcript of the gene EPB41, whose product is annotated as erythrocyte membrane protein band 4.1. Gene Ontology annotation, molecular function: actin binding; structural molecule activity. The transcript is spliced from 21 exons. Gene Ontology annotation, cellular component: cytoskeleton; plasma membrane. Bases 843 to 2768 code for a protein of 641 amino acids. Gene Ontology annotation, biological process: cortical actin cytoskeleton organization; actomyosin structure organization. NCBI's taxonomy places the organism in Eukaryota, Metazoa, Chordata, Mammalia, Artiodactyla, Lipotidae. The record is from RefSeq and is a predicted model, not a curated record.
AGUUGCCCUGUCAGUGCAGGUGGAGGCCCCCGGCGGGGCAAAGUGGCAGGAACCUCUUAAAGGGCGAGAGUGGCGGAGGGCGAGAACGCGGCCCGGCCCAGCCAGGUCUCCGCCCCAUCCGGCCCAGCAACGUCAUGACAACAGAGAAGAGUUUAGUGGCUGAGGCUGAAAAUCCACAGCAGCAACAACAGAAGGAAGAGGGUGAGGGAGCCACAAACUCGGGUCAACAGGAAACUCAGCUGGAAGAGGCUCCUCAAGCAGCAGCCGAGGGAGAUAGUCAGUGUGAGCAGAAGCUGAAAACAUCUAAUGGAGACACUCCAACACAUGAAGAUUUGACCAAGAACAAGGAGCGGACAUCAGAAAACAGGGGCCUGUCACGGCUGUUCUCCUCAUUUCUCAAAAGGCCUAAAUCUCAGGUCUCUGAGGAGGAAGGCAAAGAAGUAGAGUCAGCGAAAGAGAAAGGUGAAGGUCAUAAAGAGAGAGAAUUUGGAGCCAGUCUUGACGAAGAGAUCAUUUUAAAGGCCCCAAUUGCAGCUCCUGAGCCUGAGCUCAAAACAGACCCAUCCUUGGAUCUUCAUUCAUUAAGCAGUGCAGAAACACAGGCCUACUGAAUUACAAAUUAAGAGUUAUUUUCAAAGUCUUUUUUUCUGAAGCAUGUGGGCAUUAUCUGCAUUGUAAAAAAUCCUGCUCAGGAAGAACACAGAGAAGAUCCCGAUUUUCAGACUGAGGAAGGAGGAGGACUUGAAGACUGCUCUAAAAUAGAAGUAGAAGAAGAAAGUCCUGAAUCAGUAGCAGAAAGAGAAUUAAAAGCUUCCCAGAAAUCGAUCAGAAGACACAGAAACAUGCAUUGCAAGGUUUCUUUGUUGGAUGACACAGUUUAUGAAUGUGUUGUGGAGAAACAUGCUAAGGGACAAGACUUACUUAAACGAGUAUGUGAACACCUCAAUCUUUUGGAAGAAGACUACUUUAGUCUAGCCAUUUGGGAUAAUGCAACCUCUAAGACAUGGCUGGAUUCUGCCAAAGAAAUAAAAAAGCAGGUUCGUGGUGUCCCUUGGAAUUUCACAUUUAAUGUAAAGUUUUAUCCACCUGACCCAGCACAGUUAACAGAAGAUAUAACAAGGUAUUAUUUAUGUCUUCAACUUCGGCAGGACAUAGUUGCAGGACGUCUGCCCUGUUCAUUUGCAACCUUAGCAUUAUUAGGUUCUUAUACCAUCCAGUCUGAGCUGGGAGACUAUGACCCAGAACUCCAUGGUGCAGAUUACGUUAGUGAUUUUAAACUGGCCCCAAAUCAGACCAAGGAACUUGAAGAGAAGGUCAUGGAACUGCAUAAGUCAUACAGGUCCAUGACUCCAGCUCAGGCUGACCUGGAAUUUCUUGAGAAUGCCAAAAAGUUGUCUAUGUAUGGUGUUGACCUUCAUAAAGCAAAGGACUUGGAGGGAGUGGAUAUCAUCCUAGGUGUCUGCUCUAGUGGCCUUCUGGUUUACAAAGAUAAGCUGAGAAUUAACCGCUUUCCUUGGCCCAAAGUGCUGAAGAUUUCUUACAAACGUAGCAGCUUUUUCAUUAAGAUUCGGCCUGGAGAGCAAGAACAGUAUGAAAGUACCAUCGGAUUCAAACUUCCCAGUUACCGAGCAGCUAAGAAAUUAUGGAAAGUCUGUGUAGAGCAUCACACGUUUUUCAGACUGACAUCUACAGACACCAUUCCUAAAAGCAAAUUUCUUGCCCUGGGAUCCAAAUUUCGAUACAGUGGCCGAACUCAGGCUCAGACCAGGCAAGCUAGUGCUCUGAUUGACAGGCCUGCCCCACACUUUGAGCGUACAGCAAGCAAACGGGCAUCCCGAAGCCUUGAUGGAGCAGCAGCCGUUGAUCCAGCAGACCGAAGUCCUCGGCCCACCUCUGCACCGGCCAUUGCUCAGAGCCAGGCCGCAGAAGGCAGCGUCCCAGGUGCACCUGUUAAAAAAGCAGUGGCUUCUAAAGCACCGAAGGAAACAGUGCAGGUUGAAGUGAAAAAGGAAGAAGUCCCACCUGAGCAACCUGAGCCAGAGCUCACAGAAGUGUGGAAGGUGGAAAAAACCCACAUCGAGGUCACAGUACCCACCUCAAAUGGUGACCAAACACAGAAAAAGAGAGAGAGACUAGAUGGUGAAAACAUUUAUAUCAGACAUAGCAAUUUAAUGUUGGAGGAUUUAGACAAAAGUCAAGAAGAGAUCAAAAAACAUCAUGCCAGCAUCAGUGAGCUGAAAAAGAACUUCAUGGAAUCUGUACCAGAACCACAGCCUAGUGAAUGGGAUAAACGCUUAUCCACUCACUCUCCCUUUCGAACACUUAACAUCAAUGGGCAAAUCCCUACAGGAGAAGGACCUCCCCUGGUGAAGACUCAGACCGUCACCAUCUCAGACACUGCCAGUGCUGUGAAAAGUGAAAUUCCAACCAAAGACGUCCCUAUAGUCCACACUGAGACCAAGACCAUCACUUAUGAGGCUGCCCAGACUGACGACAGCAACGGGGACUUGGACCCAGGAGUCUUGCUGACAGCUCAGACCAUCACAUCUGAGACCACCAGCAGCACCACCACAACUCAAAUUACCAAGACUGUAAAAGGUGGGAUUUCAGAGACCCGGAUUGAAAAGAGAAUUGUGAUCACAGGAGACGGCGAUAUUGACCAUGAUCAGGUCCUCGUACAGGCCAUCAAGGAGGCAAAGGAGCAGCACCCAGACAUGUCAGUGACCAAGGUGGUCGUCCAUCAGGAAACCGAGAUCUCUGAGGAGUGAGCUCAGGAACUGUCUUACCCUCCCCCCUCCCCCGACUCCCUGCCCAUCUCCCGUCCCAGAGAAAACCAGCAGAAAGAUAAAGAAGCUAGCCUGCAAUAGUCAGACUUCAGACUUUUAAAAUGAUUGAUUCUAAACCACCAGAAAAGCAAUUUCAUUUUCUAUUUGGAGUUUAUACCAAGAAAGUCUUCUAGAUAUCACUGAUCCUUUUGAAUACAUUUUUCUAUAUUGUGAUACCAGAAAUUGUUCAACUUUUCACUCUUUGGACUGUUUUUAAAGAGCCUUUUGUUUUUUUAUGGGGUGGUUUGUAACCCCUUCAGCCCAGCCUCUCCCCAUUUAUACUGACAGGGUCCACAGCAUUCUUCGGGAAAUCCUCCAAUGACUCUGUCAGCUGUGUUGGGGGACAGAGCCAGCUUAAUGGGGCUUCCCUGCUCCUCCCCUAGUUUAUACCCUUUAGAUGGCAGCAGAAACUUCAUAAACCAGCCCUUUCUCAGAGCCAGUGAUGGAACUUUAUCAGAAUGUCAGGCAGGGCGGCUGCCCUGAUCCAGAGACCCCAGGAAGAUGUCCCUGUCCCUUUGCUGAGGGUGGUAUGGUGAGGCAGAGGCCUCUGCUAAGAAUGUAGUAUUUUUUUCCUUCCUCUCUCCUGUUCUUUCUUUUUGGAGCUUCUUUAGAUCAAAGACAUAAGAAGUUGCUUCAGAUAUAUCUGAUACUGUGAAUGUUUGAACAUAUCUGUGGCCUUCACCUUCCUGCCCUCCCUCCCCUUUUACCUCAUCAGAAGCAGUGGCUCUGCUAAGUGCUCCCCCCACCUCCCAUCUCAGGAGAGACCAAAACUCACAGAAAAAUAGGCACUUUGGGCCAAAAGCACUGACCGCACAUUUUUAGUGUUGAUUUGGACAAAGAAAGUUGACGAGAUUUUUUUAAAGGUUUUCUAGUUCUGGGAAUGUGCACUUCACACAGGGGAGUGGUGGAGUUUACCUCAGUUGGAUCCUG